Messenger RNA from Rhododendron vialii, 1887 nucleotides. RefSeq lists its product as uncharacterized. The coding region runs from base 242 to 1459 and encodes 405 amino acids. Gene Ontology annotation, cellular component: intracellular membrane-bounded organelle. The record is from RefSeq and is a predicted model, not a curated record. The transcript is spliced from 3 exons. Lineage: Eukaryota; Viridiplantae; Streptophyta; Magnoliopsida; Ericales; Ericaceae.
UCGUUGUUUUUUCGUUUUGGUCCAAAAAAAUCGACUUCACCGUGCUUCUUGCGCAAAGGACAACGCUGACCGGAACCCAUCGGCCAAACCACCGGAACCCAGGCGAACGCUAACCGGAACCCCACCGUUUCAUUCACAAUCUGUAAGUAACCAUUUGUAGUCACUCUCAGUCAAUCAAUUGAACCCAGCUUGAUUUCCUUAGUUUGCUUGUUCACCAAUCUUCAAAAACAGUUUGAGAAAAAUGUCAAAACCCUCAACAAGAUCCAUCCUCAGACACCUCUACCAUCAAAUCCCACCAAAACCCUCACCACCCACUAACCCAACUACCUCUAGUGGCAUCUCUCAGCUUCUCUCUCAUCACCCAAAUCCCACUCCUCUGUCUCCAUGUCUCUCACCUCUUCAGAGAGCCUACUUCUCCUCACAAACACCAAGAAUUUUCCAAAACCCAGCAAAGCAAUUGAGCCCACAACCCAAUUUUCUGUACAGGUACUUCAGUUUCAAUGAAUUGGGUAGUAAAGUAAAUGGGAGUUUGGCUAAGAAAGUUGUUAAGAACCCUACAAUGGGAUUGAGUCAACAACCCAAUUUACCUUUAAAUAGGAGUUUUCUAGGGUUUAGGUACUUUAGCUUGAAGGGUUCUGAUUUGGGUAGGAAAAUGAAUGGGAAUAUGGCUAAGAAUGUGGUUAGAAACCCUGCAACGGCGGUGAGGGAUGUGUUUUCAGGGUACCGCAAAGCUGUUGGGUUGCAGAUCGAGGCGUUUUGGAAGAGGAAUUCUCUGGUGCUGGUGGGCGCCGUGGGAGUUAUGGUUUGCAUUUUGCUGUGGAGGGUUCUGUUUGGAAUCGCCAACACGUUUAUUGGGUUAUCUGAAGGCAUGGCCAAGUAUGGGUUUCUUGCUCUUUCCAGUGCUAUCGUCGCAUUUGCUGGUUUGUAUCUCCGCACAAGAUUCACAAUCAAUCCUGAUAAAGUUUAUAGAAUAGCCAUGAGGAGGCUUAAUACAGAUGCUGGGAUUCUUGAGGUUAUGGGCGCUCCGCUCUCAGGGACUGAUUUGAGGGCAUACGUGAUGUCAGGAGGAGGGGUUUCGCUGAAGAAUUUUAAGCUAGGUUUGAGGAACAAAAGAUGUUUUCUUAUUUUCCCAAUACGAGGUUCUGAGAGAAGAGGCCUAGUGAGCGUUGAAGUCAAGAACAAAAAGGGCCAGUAUGAUAUGAAGUUAUUGGCAGUGGACAUACCCAUGGCAACAGGGCCUGACCAGCGAAUAUUCCUCAUUGGGGAUGAUGAAGAAUACAGAGUAGGUGGUGGAUUGAUUAAUGAACUAAGAGAUCCAGUAGUGAAAGCAAUGGCAGCGACUAAGGAGUUUGAAGAUCGCGAUGAAAAGGAGGAUGAGGAAGAUGCUGAAAGAGAACUUCAAGAGGCAGAAAGAAAGCACCAAGAAGAAAUCGAAAGGCUCGAAAAAGGUAGUUCGUAAUUCUUCCCUCAGGUAGAGUUCCCGCCCGUUUGUGAUUUUUCUGGUUUUCUUUUCGCUGGAGUUGUUUUUGAAGGAAACUUGAAGCCCCUUCACCGUGCAAAGGAUAAAUGUAACAUCUGGAACUGAGUUGAGUUUUCGCAAGGUUUUCAUUUGCCUUGUUCGGCUUAAAGCUAGUUGGAGAAAAUAAAGUAUAACAUCGGAUUCGAGUUGUGCAGCAAAAUGGCAGCCAAUAUGUGACAAUGAAUGUUGUUGGUGUUAAUUUUACUUUCUUACUACAAAAUUAGGUUCUGCUUCAGAACUGCAAAGUCAGAAUUUGUGUUGGGUUUGUUUGCUGCAGCUUCUGCUUUUGAUUGUAAGCAGAAAUUACAUAACUAAUAGUACCUGCUUCUGAUAAUUCAACAGUUUCAUUUUGAUGCUUUUGAGUUUUA